Messenger RNA from Glossina fuscipes, 1496 nucleotides. Its product is annotated as MYG1 protein. The record is from RefSeq and is a predicted model, not a curated record. The coding region runs from base 2 to 1177 and encodes 391 amino acids. NCBI's taxonomy places the organism in Eukaryota, Metazoa, Arthropoda, Insecta, Diptera, Glossinidae. The transcript has 4 exons. Gene Ontology annotation, cellular component: cytoplasm; nucleus.
UAUGGCUUUGAGUAGCAAAAUAACAUCCACGUGCAGAAAACUAUUUGUGUCACGUUUUUCGAACUCUUUUAUAAGUAUUGCUCCAAAAAAUAUGGGAUCGAAAGCUGAAAACCAAUCCGGAGAUGGUUGUGGAAGUAAUUCAACUUCAACAAUAGGUACUCACAGCGGCACAUUUCAUUGUGAUGAAGUUCUGGCGUGCUUCAUGUUGAAACAAUUGGCUGAAUAUGAAAACGCGGAGAUAUUGAGAUCAAGAAACGAUGAAGAACUGCAGAAGAAGUGCAGCAUAAUUGUUGAUGUAGGUAAUGUGUUUAAUCAUGAACGUAAAUUGUAUGACCAUCACCAGGCAUCAUUUCAAGAAACUCUAAGUAGUCUACGUCCAGAGUUAGGUGAUAAAUAUAAAAUAAGAUUAAGUAGUGCUGGCCUUAUAUAUAAUUACUACGGCGAACGUGUCAUUGACAGUAUUUUGAAGAAACAUGGCAUCGACUUGUCCGACGAAAAUCUAAGAUUGGCUUAUAUUCAAGUCUAUCAGAAUUUCAUAAACGAAAUUGAUGCUAUUGACAAUGGUGUGCCUCUAUGCCCCGACGGGCAAGAACCUUUGUACUUAAUUGGCACUCAUAUUUCGGCCCGCGUAGGCAAACUCAAUUUGUCUUGGGAUGAUGAAACGGGUGACUGUCAAGAUGAUCGGUUUCGUCAAGCCAUGUGUGUCGUUGGCAAUGAAUUUGUAGAAAAAAUUUUAUAUAUCGGAAGAUCUUGGAUUAGGGCGCGGGAAUAUGUUCGAAACGCUUUAGAAAAUGCUACGAAAGUUUACGAGAGUGGCGAAAUCUUGUUAUUAGAAAGGACUUGCCCGUGGAAACAACACUUAUUUGACUUGGAACAGGAAUGCGAUAUUGAGGGCAGAUCAAAGUUAGUAAUCUUUGAGGAUCCUCUAGACAAAAGUUGGAGAGUAGCGGGCGUUCCGGUUACGCCCCAAAGUUUUUUGGGUCGCCAAUUUUUACCUAAAGAAUGGUGUGGACUUAGAAACGACGAUCUCUUCCAAGCCGCGGGUGUGAAAGAUUUACUGUUUGUUCAUAGCACCGGUUUUAUAGGCGGCGCAAAGAACAAGGAAGCCGCUUUAGCAAUGGCUAUUAAGAGCUUGCAAUGGCCAAGAAACAAUGAAACAAAAGAAAAAAAAUGUUGAUCGAUAUUGAGGAAAAAAAGUUUUCUUUUUUAAAGGACAUGGAUGCAGAGUGAAUAAAACGUUCAAAAUUUUUAUAGAAAACGUGACGAGUGAAAUUUAUUUUCUUUCGAUGAAUCGUAAGGUUUUCUUUAGUCUUGAACUUUGAAAUGUAACGGCCGUUAUCAUCAUCAUUCUCGUACCUUUGCCUCUCAAAAAAAAAAAUACUAAAAAUUUAUAUGUGCUUUCUGGAAGCUUAACAAUUGACUAUGACCAGCUGGUAUAGGGUACAGAAAAUUGUCCAAUAUUAUAUCCACAAUAGCGCCGUUUCCCACUGAAAAAU